This is a messenger RNA of Amoebophrya sp. A25, 1918 nucleotides long. The record is from the annotation of a GenBank genome assembly. NCBI's taxonomy places the organism in Eukaryota, Dinophyceae, Syndiniales, Amoebophryaceae.
ACAACAGCCUGCGGAAGAAGAAGAAAAAGAUGCAUAUCUGACAGAUGACCUACAGGAUAUUCGGAUGGCGAAUAAUCUGGCACCUGAUAAGCCUUAUCGUGAUCUGGUCCAUCCACGCUCUUCUUCUAGUCAGCAGAUGGGCAGCUACUCAUACUCAUCAUCGUCUGCUGUAGGCCAUCAACGAGCUGGACAUGAGGAGCAACAUCAAUAUUAUCAACUGCAUCUGUGUAAUCUUCUUCAUGGAAAUAAUGACCCAAGAACAAGAACUACACCAGAACCAGAACAACGUGGACAAUCUCGUGCGGCUGCAGGCUUACCCCGUCCAAAAUCACCAGGCGGAGAAGGAAAACGAAAGGCAAAAGAACGUCCCGAGAAUCACAGUGGACCUGGAGGAGUGCAGCCUCAGGCUCAGAGUUACCACCUCCAGCCAACGCCUCCUCAACCACAACAACAACAACAACAACAGCCAACUACGUCUCCUGUGUUUAUGUUUUCUUUGCCUUCAGAAUGCUGGGGACCACGAGCAGAUGGAACGUCGUCUUAUGAACAAAAACACCAGACUCAGACUCAUGAUCAACAUGAUUUUUAUGUUGAACAAGGACAUUGCCAAGCUCAGAGCCAGAACGGAGGACACCAGACUCAAACUCACCAGCAGCACCAGCAUCCAACGACGUAUGCUGGUGCUCCGCUCCAUGAUGAUCAGCAAAGAGGAUAUGACCAUGAUGAACAUCCAGGCCAACUACAUCAAGAAGGAGCUGCUUCACCUUCAGCUUGUUUCAGCCCAUAUAGUGCUGGAUACCAUCUUCAAGGAACAGGAACACUCAGCCCAUAUUAUAAUGCUGGAUACAACUACCUCCACCAUGGACCACCUCCACAACCAGCAUAUGGAGGCUCAUCGCAAGAACAUGACUGGACAUAUCCUGGAGGAGCCCUUCCACCUCAACCACAUCCGCGAGGACCUUAUGCUCUAUGCCCACCGCUUGACGAAGCUGUCGCUGCUCACGAGGCUUUUGAACCAAAGUUGCCUGCACAAGUACAAGAACUGGCAAAUUAUAGUACUAACAAGAAACUACAUCACGUAGGAAUUGUGAAACAACCAAGUGGAAAAUCUAGGAACAAGUCGCCUACAACUACUACUACUUCUCUUCCUAGAGGUGAGUUUGAAGGAGAAGGAGGUCGAGACCUCCUACGAGUUAGGAAAGAGGUCGUCGUGCGGGGACAAGAGCCACCAGUUGUACCAGAAGCUCAAAUGCGACACCAGAACGGCCAGCCGCAAGCUCAUCUUCCAUCUAGAAGCAGUCUGGACAAUCCUGCUCCCCCAGGCACGGACGCGGUGCCAAUCCCUACCUUUUUAAAGAGUGCUAAAAAACUACGAAGUUGUAAAGAUAUGGAACAAGAUGAUUGUGGAACGGCAGCAGUUGUUGAUGUAGAUCUACUUCUUGGAAAAGAGGAUCGCGCUGGGCCCUUGCCACCUGGGCUCGUGCAACGAGGCACUAGUACAGGACCGACUACUAUCGCCAAUACUGGAAGAAGUUCAAGCUGUGUUGAUCAUGGUCAUUGUUGCGAAUAAGACGAAUCCAAUUGUUGCACCAUGAAGAUGAAAGAACAAGAAGAUCCAACAAGAAAGCCAAGGCAUGAAGUCGCAAGAUGUUCGAAGCACGUGAGUGCAAUACUCUGCAAGUUUCUGAAUAUGAACACGAUCAAGCACAUAAGCGAGCGAGAAAGUUAACACCCGAAGAAUAAGAGCAUGAGCAUCAAACUAAUGCCAUGCAAUUUACCACCUUGCACAUGAGUGCCAAAAUAUUGAUUGAACAACUUAGGCCUUGAGUCAUAUGCAUGCGUCUUGUUUUGUGUCUUGAAUCACCCCAGUAAUACAAUCAAUGCCGCUGCGAUUUCCGCUAUUACUGUUCAACCGAAG